AGCGCGCAGCGACGCGCGACAAUUGGGCGAGCGCAGAGCCGCCAGUGUAUUGUACGGCAGGGAAGCCCAAACAGGACACCGAUAAUAACAACAGCAGCAGCUGAGCGCGCAUGAGGACAACUUCAGGCCCAGUCGCUGUUUUCGGCCGCGCACAGUUGAGAUUUCGGAUGUCCCCAUGGCUGCAAAAUUCACCAUUGCAGACAGCGACUCAGAGCAGUCGGAGGAAGUCGAGGAAGUCGAGGACAGAAAGCGGUCAUCGCCGUCGACUGCGCAAGAGCAGCAGGUUCCUGAACGCCCCACCCUUGCGUUACCUGGACUCAGACCGGCAGGGGGGGGUCGAAUCCGCGUGAACUCCGAGUCCCAGGCUUCCAGCGCUUCCAAAGACGAGGAGCUCCAAGUGAGGUGGGAUGAGGAGGCCGGCACACCCACGGACGGGGCUCCGUUCCGGGGCCGCUCCAAGUCCGCCCCGCCUGCCCUGUGGGCAGCAAAGAAAUACGGCCGGCAGCUCAGGAGGAUGAGCGACGAGUUCGACAGCCUCCUCGACAAAAGGGAAAUGAGGAAGGUGAGCAGCGCCGGGACGACCAGGCAGAUGCACCACUCUAAGAGCUGGUGGAGCUACCUCUUCAGCCACCAGGAGACGGAGGGCGAGAGCAACCACCACGACAGCCACACACACCGCACCGAGUAGGCCGCGGCACGGCACAGCACGGGGCCAGAGAGGUCUGAGGGGUGGAGAGGUCAAUGGGAGCGAGGGGGCAAGAACCUCAAGGAAGCCAAGUCAGCAAAAAUACGGUGAUAUGACGGUGACUGAAGGGAAAAAAAACACUUGAUCCGGCAGAGAAACAGACAGGGACGUGGCUAAAUGGGACGGUAAACACACAUCUAGAUCCCGGUCAUUUUUACACAUUGUUAACUACCUUUAUAUGAAUCUUUUGUAUUGUGUUGGAUGUGACUUUAGUAAGAUCUUGGGCAGCCCAUUGUGAAAAAAACCUAAGGGGACUGAGCACCAUUAAAAUGGGCAAAGGAGAUUUAUGGGGAGAACACUCAGCUAUCGGAUGCCUACUAUUUGAACCGUCUCUCUCACGUCAACACUAUGCAAAACACUGCAGCGGGAAGGAUGCACUGAAGUCAAAGCAGCCGAGAAUUUGAGACCACCCUUAAUACUGUUAAAACCUCUUUGCUUAGUAAAUACAGAUGUCUGGCGUGUCACUAAUGCCCACUGAGAUCACUAUACUGAUGUGCUAAAAUGAUCUUCAAUCGAGGGGAGAGUUUAGAAAAGACGUUUUAUAGUAUUCGACUCAGGCCUUUAUCCAGCUUCCUGUUCUACUACCUGUGAGCCAGCGCACUCGUAACAUCAAACCGUGCCUUUACUUGGUUUCAUCUUGUCGAGGAAGUGAAUCCUACUUGAUGAGUUCAAAUUAAAUACAGGCACGGUUUCUUUUUCGGAGUGCACCAUCAAACCAGUGUACGUGACUAUCAUGAACUGCUUUAAAUCUCAAAUAUAUCAAAAGAAGAACAAUCUUUAUAAGGACAAUCGGAUGACACCGAAAAAUAAUAUCUUUUUUAUAACUUCAGGGUUAGAUUUUAUCUGUACAAAAUGGCAUUAAACAUAAAUAUAAAAAGCACAAUCCAAUAUGAAACUAUCCUGUCAGAGCCGUGGAGAAGCAAAAAUAAAAGAAUUAGGAAUUUUUAUGUGUAAAUAUUUUAUCAGAGGGCAGGGGUUAAGGUUGUAGGCAGCACGGUUGAGCCAGAGGGCUUUGUUUGUUUUAAAGAUUACCAUGCUUCUUAACGAGUCUGGCCAAUCAGCAAUAGGCAGUGUACAAUCCAUGGAUGUUGUGAUAAAUGUUAUGUGUAUUUAAAGACAGGACGGUGGAGUAACUGCUGUACAAAGAGCCAGUGUCCGGUCCCAUUCACGCUGUCGCUGGUGCGUAGGGAGCAUGGAUUCACACACAGGUGUACUUUAGAAGGAACUGAAUCCAAUUUGUUAAGAUUUUUUUUCAGGAGAAUCACUUUUCAGUCCUGUGGAUUUUAAUUCCUUUCAAUGGGGUUUUGGCUUUGAUCUAUGUUGCAAUGUGAAUUAUUUCAAAACCUAAAUGUACCGGGCUUCGGGUCUCAGAGUGACAAUUUGAGGAUAGGAUUCUCAAUGAAUGUUGGUUAUUAUUGAUACUGAGGAUUUAAAACUAAGCUCAGUGGCACGCUACACAGCUUGGUAAAUAUAAUGAGGCUAUUUGUUAGGUCUUUAACUGAUAUGUGACUAUUGAAAAUGGUGACAGGUUUGUUCUACUUGUGUCCCGUUCUCUUAAUCUUGACUCGUAGACUUGGGUUGUGACGUGCUCGGGCUGAUGGACUGUAUUGUCUUUGAAGUAAAUCUUUGCUCUGUGGUUUUGUUUUAUUUUUUAUGUUUUUUUUAAAGCUUUUAAUUAACUUGUUAAAGGUGCAAUGUUAAUCAGAGAAAUCCAGACAAACUCAGUGACACCACCUUUUCAUCGUCCAGGGUGUGGGAAUGUGUCCGAUGAAUUGACUAAAGUAUUCUGAGAAGCCUUUAACAUCAAUUUGUGUCACAUAUAUAUAUAUAUAUAUAUAUAUACUACUGUAUACGCUACUGCUUCAAAGGUGUAGCCCUACUGCAUUUGAACAGAUAUUUACGAGGAAAGCAAGGAUGAGUGUCAAGUAAUUUUGCUGCCAUAAAUAGUUUUACAACGCCACUCUUCAAACAUCUACUUAAGUAGAUGAGAAUAAAGUUCACCUGGAGAUUCAAGCGGAGUGAUUUUACUGUGAACUGCCUCGAACAUGCUUUAACCUGUGUAACAUCGCAUUGCCAGCCUUGCCUGUUCACCGCCUUAAAACUCUACCGCUCGUUGUCGCAGAUACGCGCAAAACACAAGCACAAUAAUGUGGAACGUGUAUUCACCGUCACAGCAAAUACGUAGGUGGGGGUCACGUGACUGCGGAUAGUUUUGAAUCAUGACAGUGAACACACUUCAGAGGAAAAACCUGCCUCGGUAGUUGGAGUUUUAUAUUCAUCCUUGGUAUUACUUGAAUAUGGAGAAGUAUGUGGAGGACUGAUUUUCAAUAUUUCUUUCUUCUUUUUUGAUUUUUUUAAAAUGGCUUUUGUAAAUGUAUUUUUCUCUACAGCUGUGAAACUUCUGGUAUAUGCUGUAUAUAAGUGAGUAAGUGUAAAUUUGAAUUAAAAGACAAUUAUACAGAA
Molecule: messenger RNA, 3208 nt
Organism: Betta splendens (Siamese fighting fish)
Lineage: Eukaryota; Metazoa; Chordata; Actinopteri; Anabantiformes; Osphronemidae
Gene: badb
Product: BCL2 associated agonist of cell death b
Exons: 4
Coding region: 176-688 (170 amino acids)
Biological process (GO): apoptotic process
Source: RefSeq, a predicted model, not a curated record